This is a messenger RNA of Carassius auratus (goldfish), 2399 nucleotides long. Its product is annotated as cytokine receptor-like factor 3. Gene Ontology annotation, molecular function: protein binding. Bases 120 to 1454 code for a protein of 444 amino acids. The record is from RefSeq and is a predicted model, not a curated record. The transcript has 9 exons. Lineage: Eukaryota; Metazoa; Chordata; Actinopteri; Cypriniformes; Cyprinidae.
UUGUAUCAAAGUGAAAAUACGUGCCUCGAACUCUUUACUGUUGCCAGGGCGUCAAUGGCGGAACUCCGCGGCAGAAGUUAAUAUGACACAAGACAGGAUCGCAUAAGAGGUCAGCAAGGAUGUCAAUAGAGGCAGAGGCGUUGCUGCAGGAGGCGAAGGAGAGCAUUGAAGCAGCCCAAAACUACAGGAGCGAGCUACAACAGAGACUGCACGGACUCAGCCAGGCACGCAAACAGGUGCGCGGCAGUGCCAGUCAGACGCGCGAGGCUCUGCAGCGGCACUUUCAGGAGCUACAGACGGCAGUGAGUCGACUGCUGACCGAGAGGCUGAGUGCUCUGCUGCAAGAGGUGGACAGCAUCGAGCUGGACAGUGUCAGUCCCUUAGAUGACUGUCAGAAGCUGAUUGAGCAUGGAGUCAGCACAGCUGAUGAGCUGCUUCGAGAGGGGGAGGCUGCCAUCCGCUGUGGCAUAAAUGAGAAGGAGGACAAGCUGGGCAGCUUCACUAAGAAAGCCCUGCAGAUCCAGUUGGACAGUCUGCCCGAGGUGCCUGCGCUGGUGGACGUGCCGUGUCUGUCUGCGCAGCUGGACGACUCUUUGCUGCAUAUGUUCCGUACACACGUGGCUCGGCACGGCAGCGUGGCCUCUCAUCCGCCCGUCCAGAUUGAGGAGCUGGUGGAGAGACCCGGUGGUGUGCUGGUGCGCUGGUGCAAGGUGGACGAUGACUUCUCCCCGCAGGAUUACCGGUUGCAGUACCGUCGUGGUAACUCUUCUCAGUAUGAGGACGCGUACAUUGGAAGAGACACCGAGUUCCUGGUGCUCCAGCUUGACCCGCACAUUGACCACCUGUUUCGUGUGUGUGCCAGAGGAGAGGGCCGAACCGAAUGGAGCCCGUGGAGCAUCCCGCAGACCGGCUACACCACACUCGCACCCCACGAAUGGCUUCCAGGCGUGGAUGGGUACAUUUUAAGCAGUAGGAAGAACAUCGCCAUGCGCAAUGACUCAUCGCCUGGUCACGGGGGUGUCCUGUACUCCAACUCCCCCUCGUACUUCUGUGGGCAGACCCUCACCUUCAAGAUCACAGCUGCUGGACAGACAGAUAAGCGUGACGGUUUGGGUGUAUGUGCGGACAGCAGGACUGCCACAGACUCACUGCAGAGGGAUCAGGCGGUCUGCAUCUCCACUAAUGGUGCUGUGUUUGUGAAUGGAAAGGAGAUGACCAACCAGCUUCCAGCCAUCACUGUUGGCUCUUCUGUGACCUUUGACAUGGAAGUAGUCAACCUCUUUCCUGUGAGCAACAAUAACAACCCCAGCGAUGGUGGCAACUUCAAGCUGAGGGUGACGAUUGGCUCAGGGAACAGGGAAGUGGUGUUUGAUUGGCUGCUGGAUCAGGUGGUGGACAGCCUUUUCUUUGGCUGCUCCUUCACGCACCCUGGAUGGAAAGUGCUGGUGUUUUGAUUGUUGCAUGAUGAAAGAUGAUCCAGUCUGAUGGAAUCCAAGACCUCUAGUUUUAUUUAAAUGUUAUCAAACAUCCCAAGUGCUUACAGUGUUCAGAAGUCACUUUUACCCUUUUUCUUAUGAUCAGCACCACGUAUCGCUGCAUUAGACUUUGUUCUGAGGUAUGAUGCCAACCACUACUCUUUGACCUCAUUACAGAUGGACAGGUGUUGUGGUAUUUGCAUAACAGUAAAUAUUUGCAAAAGAGACUGUUACGUGUUGCAAAGCAUGCUGGGUCUGGUUUACCACAGAAAAUAAUCUACUGUGAAGUAUUCAGAGAUCAAAGGCACUCAAAAAAAAAAAAAGAAAUUCCCGUUUUAUAAAUAACGACAAAGCUGAAUUUUCUACGCUCAGACAAUCUUUUCUGCUUUUGAGUUUUCUCAAGUCAGAAGCGGAGAAUGUAUCCUUAGAACUCGUAGUCUGUUUAAACAGCUGAAUGUCGUUUGAUUUAGGACACAUGUAUGUGGCAACUAGUAUUUCAUUUGUUUGCCUGGUACUCAGUGUUCACAUUUAGAAAGUACUGUUUUUGAUUUUCACAUCACAGGGUAGUGUUUUCAGCAAAAUAAUACUGAUCAGUAGAUACCAAUGUUUCAACAGAAAUGUGAUCAUUCGCACUAAGCUUAAGUGUUGUGCCAUUUUAUGAUGAUUUUCUUUUCACAUUUUUACAUAUAUACCGUGUUACUGAACCACUUCAUGUUUUCAUCAGUUGGCUUACCUUACAGUAAUGUUUCGAAUGCAUUGGCUGGAGAUUUCAGAGGAAAAACAUAACAAAAUGAGAGAACAAGCACCCAACUUGCAUGUUCCGAAGAUAAAACAUCAUUUACAAGGUACUAUGUGAUUCCUCACUGCAGAAGAGAAUAUUUCAGCUCUACGCAGAUAAACCCAUUAAAGAUCUGAUCUAUACUA